UUCAAGAUGGCGGCGCCCGGGGGCAGCUCGGGCCCGGACACCGACACCGACUCGGACGGCAGCGGCGGGGCGGCAGCGCGGUUCCGGGAGGCCGCCUGGGACUGCGCUGCGCAGGCGGGGCCGCGCGGCGGUGGCUUGAAAAAGGAUGAGUUACAGCCUGCUCAGCCUAGCCUGAGGCAUGAGGUGAAUGGUCACAGUGAGGAUGGAAAUGAGCUACAGACAACCCCAGAGUUCAGAGCACAUGUUGCCAAGAAACUGGGAGCAAUGCUGGACAGUUUCAUCACUGUCUUGAAGGACUCAUCAGAACCUUCACAAACGUCUGUGCAGCACUCUGACUCUGGAGAGGAUGGUUUUCGCCUCUUCUCUUCCUCUGUCCCGGGAGACACUGGGAAACCAGAGCCUGGCCCUGCGAGAAGGAGGAGACAGCCAUCCAGCUCCAGUGACACAGACAGUGACCAAGAGUGGCAAAGGUACCAGGAGGCUGCUGUGUCAGCCACAGACAUUCUGAAGCAAAGUGCUUUUCCUGCACUGUCCCAGGAUUCUAGCCAGGAUCCGAGUCAGGGUUACGUAGAGCACCACCAUAAAAAAAAGAAAAAGAAAAUCAGGGGAGAGAAUAAAAUUCAAGAGAAAAUAAUAGACCCAGCAGAGUGUGACCAAAUCAGCAGAGAUUUGCCGCGGUCGGUGUCUGCAAAUGGACAGUAUGAGAGACAGGACAGCAGUGAAACAGAGGACUCAGUUGUACCAGCAGCUGUGAAGAAGAAAAAGAAGAAGAAAAGAGAAUGAAGAUUUUACUCUGAAAAUGACAGGUGAUUAUGAUGGAUGAAGGAUGCUGGAAAAAAAAACAAAAACAAAAACCAACAAACAACUACCAAAAGAGUUGUUGCAGAUGAGGGAAAAUUAAUUGGCGAAGCUUCUGUUCUAAAAGCUCAGUGGCCUGAGAAUCUAAUAAGUGAUUUCCUGUGUUGCUGGUGUCCCUUGGGGAAGGGAAUGUUCUUCUGGCACAGCAGUUAUCUAUGCUGCUGCUUAUGCAAACCUAGGGUAAAAGGAUUAACUGCUGCACACAGACUUGGUGGCAGAGGGAUAUACUCAGAGCUGCAGCCCUCCUGAUCUGUUCCUUCACAUCAGGAAACCAAAUCUUGUGUCCUGGAGAAAAUGUAUGAUUAAUUGAAUUUGGUUUACAUAGCAACAGGUGAUCAACUCCUCUUCUUCACCUCCUCCUAGAUGUCUACUAAGAAUAACUCCAGCCUGUGGGAGACUUAUUUAUCAAAAGCAUCCUGUCAGAUACCAGGGCCCCUUUAUUUUUUUUCCUGUGAUCAUAACAAUCUGUUGUUGAGACCUGCUAUGUUACUAAUCCCUCAGUAAUCUGCAUCUCUCCUGGGCCUCUGCAUAUAAACUGUGUGCAGUGAGCUUAUUUCAGAGUUGUUAUCAAUAGGUAGUUCUGUUCAACUUGAUGCCCUUUUAAUUUUUUUAAUGUAUAGUUAUUUUAUGGCAUUUGUUGCUAUUAAAUUCUACUACACUA
Messenger RNA from Apus apus (common swift), 1519 nucleotides. It is a transcript of the gene C16H12orf43, whose product is annotated as chromosome 16 C12orf43 homolog. NCBI's taxonomy places the organism in Eukaryota, Metazoa, Chordata, Aves, Apodiformes, Apodidae. Gene Ontology annotation, biological process: Wnt signaling pathway; Spemann organizer formation; negative regulation of Wnt signaling pathway. The transcript has 6 exons. The coding region runs from base 7 to 783 and encodes 258 amino acids. The record is from RefSeq and is a predicted model, not a curated record.